GUGACUUUCGAUUUCUUCUUCAGAUCCGCCGAGUCUUCUUUUUGUGAAAUCUCUUCUAGAAUCUCCACAUUCAAUUACACUUCUCUAUUGAUCGAUAUCGCAAACCCUAGAUUCGGUGAUCUUGAAUCUGCAUCUAAUCCAUGGCCUCUUCACCUGGUAAUACAAGCCCUCACAAUCCUCCUCCGUUCGAUCUCAGUACUAUCUUCAAACCCUCAUCGAACCCUUAUCCAGCGCCGCCGGCGUCUUAUCCUCCGCCUACAGGUCCUUUUCUUAACAACCAAUACAAUCAGCAACUCUACGCGCCGCCGGGUAUCGCCGCCCAACUAUCUCCGGUGAAUCAAACGCAACAGGAUGUGUCUUCCUCUUCCUCCGCUACUAACUUGCAACCACAGAGGACGCUCUCUUAUCCCACGCCACCUCUGAAUCCCCAAUCUCCCCGUGUCAAUCACAAUCCGGGAACGCACAUCCUCGCUCUCCUCAACAAUAACAACAACGGAGGCGCCGUGGCUAACCAGGAGCCGUCGCAUCAGCUCCCGGUAGUGAAUCACAACGAGAACGCUCGGCAUUUUCCUGGCGGUUCGGGUCCUAUUCGUGUUCCAAGCGGUAAAAUGCCCAAGGGAAGGCGAUUGGUUGGUGAACAUGCGGUGUACGAUGUGGAUGUGAGGUUACAAGGUGAGAUUCAGCCGCAGCUGGAGGUGACUCCGAUUACCAAAUACGGGUCGGAUCCUCAGCUAGUAGUCGGUAGGCAAAUCGCCGUGAACAAGGUCUACAUUUGCUAUGGAUUGAAAGGAGGAAACAUAAGGGUUCUCAAUAUCAACACAGCAUUAAGGUCUCUGUUCCGGGGACAUUCUCAGAGAGUGACGGACAUGGCUUUCUUUGCCGAAGAUGUUCAUCUCUUGGCUAGUGUUAGUCUAGAUGGAAAAGUUUUCGUGUGGAAAAUUUCCGAAGGAUCUGAGGGAGAUGAUCAACCCGAGAUAACUGGAAAGAUCGUUCUUGCUCUUCAGAUACUAGGAGAGGAAGACACCAAACAUCCACGUGUUUGUUGGCACUGCCACAAACAGGAAAUUUUGGUAGUUUCAAUUGGUAAACAUGUGCUGCGAAUUGAUACCACAAAAGUUGGCAGAGGUGAAGUAUUCUCUGCUGAGGCACCACUCCAGUGUCCCCUCGAUAAACUGAUCGAUGGUGUUCAGAUCGUGGGUAAGCAUGAUGGAGAAGUUACUGAUUUGUCAAUGUGCCAAUGGAUGACCACGCGCCUGGUUUCUUCUUCAGUUGAUGGCACGGUCAAGAUAUGGCAAGAUCGUAAGGCACAACCACUUGUAGUUUUGAGACCUCAUGAUGGACAUCCAGUCAAUUCAGCCACAUUUGUAACAUCCCCGGAAAGACCUGAUCACAUCAUACUUAUCACGGGGGGCCCUCUAAAUCGAGAAAUGAAAAUUUGGGUCUCAGCUGGGGAAGAAGGGUGGCUUCUACCAGCUGAUACUGAAUCAUGGAGGUGUACCCAGACACUUGAUUUGAAAAGUUCAUCUGAGCCACGAGCUGAAAAGGCAUUUUUCAACCAAGUCAUAGUAUUGCCUGAAGCAGGCCUGCUUUUACUUGCAAAUGCGAGAAGGAACGCCAUAUAUUCCGUGCAUUUGGACUAUGGCUCUUCUCCAGUUGAUACGCGGAUGGAUUACCUGUCAGAGUUUACAGUAACUAUGCCUAUAUUGAGUUUUAUUGGGACAAAUGAUCAUCCAGAAGAACCAAUUGUUAAGGUUUAUUGUGUUCAGACUCUAGCAAUCCAGCAGUAUACAGUAGACUUAUGCUUGUGCACGCCACCUCCUAGAGAGAAUGUGGGUUUUGAGAAGUCAGAUUCUAGUGUGUCACGGGAGGCAAACCUUGUUGAAAGCACGUCAGAACCAUCUGGAAUUAAGCCUACCGAAUUACCUUCAGCUGAUUCAGUGCCUAAACCAUCUAUUUUAGUGAAUAGAUCGGAAAGUGCUGAUACGCUGAGUUUUCCAGCGGGUUCUGCAUCAGCAGAGAUCACACCACCAGCAAUUGUUCCACCCAACGGUGAUCCUAAAUCUUCUGGGAUGCCUUCUGAGACCAGUGAUACAGGUUCUGCGUAUGCUCCUUCACCUCAACUUUCUCUAAGUCCCAGACUAUCAAGUAAACUUUCUGGCUAUCACACUCCUGUAGAAGCGAUUGAGCAAGUACUACCACGUCAUGAGCUUGGUGGGAAAACAAGUUCUGCUGAUUAUUCUUAUGAUAGGCAAAUUGAUGAUGUUGGAGAAAGAAAUUUGGAUGUGUCUUCUGUUGAGGAAAACUGUAAAAGAAAGGACACGAAUGUUACACCUGAUGAUGAUUUGUCUGGAAUUCGAAGCCCGUCAGCUUUUUUCAAACACCCCACUCAUCUCGUAACUCCUUCAGAGAUAUUGAUGGGCGUUUCGUCCACUGAAGCCUCCAUUGCUACUGAAGACAAGAGAGAUAGAGAUGCAAAUAUUCAGGAUGUGAAUAAUGAUGCAAGAGGCUUAGAAGUUGAGGUGAAAGAAGUAGGCGAAGCACGGACUUCGCAGAAUGGUGAAAUCAACUAUCAUGAAACAACUGAGAAUCACACUUCAGAAAGUAGAGAAAAUAUCUUCUGCUCACAGGCUUCAAAUCUCAGCACUGAGAUGGCAAGAGACCGUCAUCCUAUUACAGAGGACACUGUCAUUUCAGGGGACUCUAUGACUUAUGUACAACCUUUUCAAGCUGGGGAUGAAAGGGGUCUUGACUCAAGAGAUGUGUCUGCAAAGCUUCCUGAGUCGGGUUCAUCUAGUGGGCCUCUACAGUCGCCAGCUACGACUAGCAAAGGGAAGAAGCAGAAGGCCAAAAAUUCACAGGGCCCCGGUUUGUCAUCUACAUCCUCAAAUGUUGCUAAUCUGGCUGACUCCUUCAAUGAUCAAUGUCAUCCCAUGACAGAUUCACUUCCUCAGUUGUUAGCAAUGCAAGAAACGAUGAAUCAGAUAAUGGCUUCGCAGAAGGAGAUGCAGAGACAACUAUCAAAUGCUGUCACUGGCCCUAUCGUAAAAGAAGGUAAAAAACUAGAAGUGGCCUUAGGGAGAAUGAUUGAGAAAUCCAGCAAGUCAAAUGCUGAUGCUCUAUGGGCCCGCUUCCAAGAGGAGGCUGUUAAGAAUGAAAAGGCAUUACGUGACCAUGGCCAGCAAAUUGUGAAUGCAACGACAAACUUCAUGAGCAAGGAGUUAAAUGCCAUGUUUGAGAAAACGAUGAAAAAGGAAUUUGCUAUAGUUGGUCCAACCCUAGCACGUGCAGUAACUCCAGUUAUUGAAAAAACUGUAUCUUCUGCAAUCACAGAGUCCUUCCAGAGAGGAAUUGGUGACAAAGCAGUCAAUCAGCUUGAAAAAUCUGUUAAUUCAAAGCUUGAAACAACCAUAGCCAGGCAAAUUCAAUCCCAAUUUCAGACAUCUGGCAGACAAGCCCUCCAGGAAGGUCUUAGGUCAAGUCUGGAGUCCUCAGUCAUACCUUCUUUUGAGAGGUCAUGCAAAACCAUGUUUGAGCAAGUAGACUCAACCUUCCAGAAAGGAAUUGCUGAGCACGCGAGCGCAGCGCAGCAACGGUUUGACUCUGGACACUCCCAGCUUGCUCAUACUCUGAGGGAAACUAUUAGUUCUGCAUCAUCAGUUACUCAAGCCCUAAAUCGUGAAUUAGCCGAGAGUCAAAGGAAUCGCUUAGCUCUGGCAGCUGCUGGAUCAAAUCCCUUGGUCACUCAACUAAGUAACGGGCCUUUAGGUGCUCUUCUUGAAAAGGUUGAAGCUCCUAUGGACCCAACAACAGAACUAUCAAGGUUGAUAUCUGAACGUAAGUACGAAGAAUCUUUCACUUCAGCUCUACAAAGAAGCGAUGUCUCCAUAGUAUCAUGGCUUUGCUCACAGGUGGAUCUUCGUGGACUACUGGCGAUGAAUCCGCUUCCGCUGAGCCAAGGCGUGCUUCUUUCACUGCUGCAGCAGCUAGCUUGUGACAUCAGCAUGGACACAUCCCGUAAGCUAGGUUGGAUGACUGAUGUGGUUACAGCGAUUAACCCAUCAGACCAGAUGAUAGCGGUCCACGCUCGCCCAAUCUUUGAACAAGUUUAUCAGAUUUUGCACCACCACCGUAAUGCACCAGGCAGCGAUGUCUCUGCCAUCAGACUUAUAAUGCACGUCAUCAACUCUUUGCUUAUGAGCUGCAAAUGACAUCACUCUCUCUCUCUCUCUCUCUUUCUUAAGUCACAUGCAUAAAACAUAGGAAACCUUUCUACUCUAGUUAGAUUUUUUUUCCUCUUCAUUUUGUUUGGGUUCUCUUUUGUUCAAUUUCCUUUAAAUGUAACAUCUGGUUAUUUCUACGUCUAUAAUAUUCUCUUUUCUUCUCCCGAGUACCAAAGAAUGAGUUUGCUAGGCUUGGUAUUGGAUCUGGAAAGUCCUGAGAAAACAUGAAGAUCAUGUAUGGGCAGGUUAUUAGAUUUUCUAAAGAAAUUGAUUUUCAAGUA
This is a messenger RNA of Arabidopsis arenosa, 4501 nucleotides long. The record is from the annotation of a GenBank genome assembly. Lineage: Eukaryota; Viridiplantae; Streptophyta; Magnoliopsida; Brassicales; Brassicaceae.